CUCUAACCUGCCCAACCUCCCGCCGAUGUGACAAUGCAGAAUCAGCAUGUCGAACUCUGACGCCCCGACAGUGGAAGGUACGAAGACUCCCACGUACAAUCGCUUGUUCAACGCGCCCGACGCCGAUCUGACAGUCCGCUCGUCGGAUGGUCAGCUCUUCCGCGUGCACAGGCGGAACCUCUACGAGCAUACGGAGGGCUUCCCGGGAGAAGAUAUCACGGUCAACACGGACGAGGAGAUCGUCUCCUUGACUGAGUCGGCUUCAACACUGGAACUGCUCUUUCAGUUCAUGUAUCGACAGGAACAACCGGAUGUGCGGCAGCUACAAAGCACUGAGCUUUUUGACCUAGCGGAAGCCGUGGAGAAGUACAGGGUCUUCCCAGCCUUGCAGGUGUGCAACAUGGCUAUGGCCGCGGCGGUCCCCGUAGCUCCGGUGACAGUUCUUAUGUAUGCACUACGACAUAAUCACCCGGCGUUGUGUAACGCAGCAGCGUCCGAGGUUCGCGGUUCAGGCAGUGUUGGCAUCAUAUCCCUGGAUGAAGCAUUCCUUGGUUCCUGGCUUGCUUACUGCUCGGUGUUCAAGGAAGCUCUCAAGAAUGCUCGUCAAGCACCAGGCCUGGUGGUGCAUAAAGGAGGCCGCAAGAAAUGCGACACGUGGAAAGCGUUCCAGUUGAGAAUGGACGGAUCGAUCGAGUCGUUGUGCAGGCAGGACGACAUUCGCUUUCAGGAGACAUUCGCAUGGCUCGAGAGGCUAACAGAUGAUUGUUAUCAGUGUUAUACCCGUGCUCGCCAGUGGAGAAAAGUGAUAGUCCGGUCGCGACGCGAAGUCCAGCGGGAGUUCACUAGCUUUCUCUAGUACUUGUUCGCAUGCUGCGAUCACGUAGCUAGCAGUUCACCAGAGCCUCACGCGUCAUACAAGGCCUGGUUAUGAC
This is a messenger RNA of Rhodofomes roseus, 932 nucleotides long. RefSeq lists its product as uncharacterized. The coding region runs from base 47 to 856 and encodes 269 amino acids. The transcript has 4 exons. NCBI's taxonomy places the organism in Eukaryota, Fungi, Basidiomycota, Agaricomycetes, Polyporales, Fomitopsidaceae. The record is from RefSeq and is a predicted model, not a curated record.